This is a messenger RNA of Coccomyxa subellipsoidea C-169, 1095 nucleotides long. RefSeq lists its product as hypothetical. Lineage: Eukaryota; Viridiplantae; Chlorophyta; Trebouxiophyceae; Coccomyxaceae. The record is from RefSeq and is a predicted model, not a curated record. Bases 1 to 1095 code for a protein of 364 amino acids. The transcript is spliced from 7 exons.
AUGACAAGAUUCCUGAACACCUUGGCCAGCGUGUCUUCGCUGCUGGAACGGCUCAACGAGGCCACGCGCGACGAAGAUGCUGACGCCUUGAGAAAAGCCCUGAAGGGCGUCCAGAAGGUUGCCUGCGACUUCGAACUCAUUUAUCCGUCUUUGACCUGUCUGAUCAAGCACCCAAGUGCGAACCUGCAACGGACUUCCAGCGAUGGCUUUGAAAGGCACUCCAGUGCACCUCCCCUGCACCCUCUGACGGUACCCAAGGAAAAGCCGCUGCUGACGAGCCACUACCAGAGUUAUAUGGAGGCGGGCGUAAAUGCAAUGGAGGCAUUUGCGCUGAUGUCCGAUCCCGCAGCCAGCGCCUACUUUGACAAAGUGCUGGACUCCGGGAUUCUGCGCGGCCCUUGCUGCUGCAUGGCUGCCGAAAUCCUUGUCAAGCACAUCUGGUACACGGGGCUAGAGAUGAAGGUGUCGGACAUCAAGAUGAGCCCAGGCCUGCUCGCCAAACUGGCGAGCUACGCUUCCGGCAAGGCCGAGUGCCUCAAGGCGGUGACCAAGGGGGUGAGCCCGGAUGAGCUGCUGGCGCGGGUGACACUGGCCAAGACAGAGGUGCGCAAGGGGCUGCUGCGGCGCUACAUGCAGGCGCUUGAUGAGUCAGAGGGCCUCCAAGGCAUCACCACUCGCCUCUCCCAGCGCCUCGGCAUCGAUCUGGACGAGCUGCACUCGGACACUGCUCUGGACAUUCCCUGGCACGUGCGGCAGUACCUGCAGAAGUAUGAGCGCUGCACCGACGACCGCAAACUGCUCGCCAGCAUGGAAACCCAGGUCAUCGUCCUGCGCGCCAUCGGCGCGCAGGAACCAGAAAUGAAGGAGAAUUUGUCAGACAGCGCGCACAGCACCAUACCCAGCAGCAUGAAUCCCUUUCGGCUGGCCAACACCCUGGCGCCCACGGGCCAGAACAGCGACCGAAUCAAGGCCCACACCAAAUCGGCGCUGCUCAGAUACAACUCGUCCCCAUGUGCUUUUGGGGCAGAGGCAGACCGCGCGGCUGCGCGCAGAGACUUGCCCACCAUCACCGGCCAGCUGUCUGAGGGGAAGUAA